This is a messenger RNA of Rhododendron vialii, 4323 nucleotides long. RefSeq names its product COP1-interacting protein 7. The transcript is spliced from 9 exons. Bases 365 to 3931 code for a protein of 1188 amino acids. NCBI's taxonomy places the organism in Eukaryota, Viridiplantae, Streptophyta, Magnoliopsida, Ericales, Ericaceae. The record is from RefSeq and is a predicted model, not a curated record. Gene Ontology annotation, biological process: response to light stimulus; positive regulation of DNA-templated transcription.
CCAAGCAAACAGUGUCAUGAGCAUUAGAGAGAGAGAGAGAGAGAGCACGCUCUCCGUUCACUUCAACAACAAGAUUGAAAAAAGAAAAGAAACGACCGCUCAACUAACCAUUUCAACUCCUCUCUCUCUCUCUCUCUCUCUCUCUCUCUCUCUCUCUCUCUCUCUCUCAUCCUGGGAUUCAUCCCACUCUCUCCCCACAUAGAGAGAAGAGAGGGAGAGAGGUGGCGGCAUUUCCUUGGGUACCCACAUUUGAAUCCUCAAAUCCUCCCCACUGUCACCCCCUCCACAAUCACUUCCUCUGCUUCACCAAAUCCUUCCCAAUGUGAAGAGGUGAAACGAAGGCUCAAACCUUUCAGUCCUCAGAAUGGAUCCAAGAACCCGUCUCGAUAACGCCCUGUUUCAACUCACACCAACCAGAACCAGAUGCGAUCUGGUGAUUUUUGCCGGCGGUUCGAGCGAGAAACUUGCCUCUGGAUUGCUUGAGCCGUUCCUUUCGCAUCUGAAUUACGCUAGAGAUCAGAUUCGGAAAGGCGGCUAUUCAGUUACUCUUCAGCCGCCAUUGGCCUAUUGCCCUUGGUUCACCAAAGCCACUUUACAAAGAUUUGUGAGGUUUGUUAAUUCCCCCGAGGUUCUUGAGAGGUUUGUUACGAUAGAGAGGGAGAUUUCUCAGAUUGAGAGUUCGAUUCAAUCUAAUGAACGCGCAGCUGUCACAUCAGAGACAGAAGCAGGAAACGUCUCGGUAGUGGAUGAUUACACAAAGAAAUCAACUGCUUCCUCUAAGUCGAAAGUUGAAGCCAAUGGAGGCAGUGAUGCUUUACAGGAAGAAAGUUCCAAGGUUCGUCUUCAACGUGUUCUGGAAACUCGGAGGGUGGUUCUCGGGAAAGAGCAGGCUAUGGCCUAUGCCCGUGCUUUAGUUGCAGGGUUUGAGGUGGACUGCAUAAACGAUCUCAUAUCUUUUGCUGAUGCUUUUGGAGCUUCACGUUUAAGGGAAGCCUGCAUAAAGUUCAUGGAAUUAUGCAAGAAAAAGAACGAUGACAGGCUGUGGAUGGAUGAACUAGCAGCAAUGCAGGCAUACUCUCACUCUGAGUUCCCAUACUUGGCAAACUCCGGAAUCGUUCUUGCUGGUGAAGAUAAUGACCAUAGUCAAGGAAUCGUGAUGAAUGUCAAUAACAUUGGGCUUUCUUCUGACUCAACCUUGAGUCAUGAAAGUUUAGACACUCACCAAGAUAAGAGCUUGCCAAGAUCAGCUCCGGUACAAUCGACAGAUGGGAAGCCGCAAGUACCAAUGUCAUGGCUAAACCAUGUUCCUCCAUACAUGCACAAUUUUCCGGGUCAUCUGUUUCAACAGAUGACCCCGUAUCAAGGGUACCCAUUUCCUGGUAUGCAAGUACCCCCUCCAUAUUAUCCAGGAAAUAUGCAAUGGCCACCAAAUAUGGAAGGUUCCAGCUUGGGUCUUGAUCAGGAACCACGUGAUCACCGGCAUCGCCAAUCAUAUUCGAGGAAGAAAGAAAAAUCUUCACAUGUAAAGCGAUCACAAAAUACAGAACAAGAUGAUAACACUGAGCCCAGUGAUUCCAAUUCUGUGAGUGAUUCUUCCGUUGAGCAGAUAGAUAGGAAAAGGCAUGCGAAAAGGUCAUCAAGAAAAGUUGUUAUUCGAAACAUUAAUUACAUCACUUCAAAGGGAGAUGGAGGAAAGGGCAGUGCCUCCGAAGAUAAUUCAUUUGAUGAAAAUGAACUCAAGGAAGAAGAUUCUUUUAAGCAUCAGGUAGAGGAGGCUGUUGGUUCUUUGGAGAGACAACGUAAAUCAAACUCGCAUAGUAAAAAGAAACGAAAUGGGAUCAGACACCAUAGUAUUGUGAAUGGAUCAAAUAAUGCUGGCGAACAAGAUAAUGAGAAUUUGAAUGCUAAUGUUUCUAAAGGAGAUAAGAGAACUGAGAAUUGGGAUAUUUUCCAGAAUCUCCUUAUGAGGGAAACAGAUUCGAGAUCUAAUGAUACAAUUGAGAGCUCCAGGGAAGGAAUAGCAUUUGAACUUAACGUGGACUCUGAGAAAGUGACGAAACCUCAUGCUUCAACUGAUUCCUUUAUUGUUACUGACAUGGGUAGAAGUAACGAGCGUAAAAUCCAUGCGGAGAGCUUUGAAGUCAGUGAUACCGUUCGGCCAAUUAGCAAGACAAGAAACAGCACAUAUGAGGAGGAGUUGUUAUAUUCACAGGGAACUGAAAAAUCAAAAAGCCACUCUCGGGCUAUUUUAUCUGAUUUUGGAACUGAAUCUUCUGUCAUCAAGAGCCAAAAAGGAGAAGAUUGGUUCCCUGGUAACCAACCGGAUAACUCAGCAACUUUGUAUCAAGGUGCACACCAAAAUAAAUUUGAUGGAGAUUACAUUAACCUACGUGUGGUUGAUCAGUCUCAGAUUGAGAAGAAUAAGAAAGACGUUCUUGUCGAUGAUUCCUUCAUGGUUCAAGCUCGUCCUAUGGACAAUGACCAAUUGGACUCUCAACCGAAGAUGGACUUAUAUUUGGUCUCAGACAUUGCUGGAGCUACCCAACAAAGUAUAAGCUUUCCAAAUAAUUCACAAGAGAAGGUUGAAACUGCUGGUAUCUCUGAACCAGAUGACCUAUGCAUGGUACUUGGACGGAAUUCAGACGGGCAGCAAGUUGUGGUGUCUUGGAAUCCCGAAAUAGAUUAUGGAAACAUCAAUUCAUUGGCAGAAUCUGUUGAAAGACUGCCCAAGGGGGAACCAGCCAAUGGUGUUGAUGUCGCUAAGGAGUCCUCUUCUAGUAAAGGAACCAAAAGUAAAGCUAAUAGAGCACCUGGAGGAAAAGCUUCGAGUAAGGAAGCAACGGCUAAAACCUCAGUUGGGUCUCUUGGAAGGAGCAGAUCGGAGAUCAUAUCAAGGAGUACAAAACAAACAUCUUCUGGAAGCAGAACUGUGAGUCAGAAGAGCAAAUCUGAGAAGGAAGAAGAAAAAAGGAAGAUAAUGGAGGAAUUACGAAUUGAACGUCAAAAGAGAAUUGCUGAAAGAAGUGCUGCAAGUGGUCACAAUCCAGCGACAACUAAGAGGACCUCCAAAGGGAAUAAGACAGAAGUAAUUUCCAUGAAGAAUGAGAAGCCGAAACUUCAGUCCCCAGAGAAGGAGAUGGAGAAGUUACAAAAGCCCGUUCUGAAGACUUCCACCAUAGACCGUCUAGCAUCGGCAAAGGUGACUCACAAGUUGCCAUCAACUGAACUCAAAUCCAGCCAACCUAGAAAAGCAAUCUCUAAGGCUUAUGGCACUGAGAACAAGAAACUGGGUACUGAGAAGGUCAAACAUUUGGAUAAAAAAGAAAGCCCCAGUAAAUCAAAUGGAUCACUAUCUGCUGCCUCUGUUGCCCAUAGUAAAACGGAUGGUGAUAAUCUCAUACUAGCAUUACCGGCCACUGAACUUGCAACUCAACCUUCUGAUGCCAUUGAUGGCUCUAAAAACAUUGAACAGGUACGUAGAAUGUCCUCAAUUGAAGAAAAUGGAGACAAGGAUCUGCCCAGUGAGUCUUUGGAGGAUAAGAUCUAUAGAACGAAUUCACCUAAGGGGAACUUUUCCAUGCCUAUUCAAGAUCAUUCUGCACAACUGGAUUAUGUGAAAGGUGAUAAUCACUCAACAGCUUCUAAUGGCCGUGCUCAAUUUUCCCCUGAAGUCACUGUACAUUUCUUUCCAUCGUCACCUAAGAAAGCUUUGAGCACUGCUACCUUGCCCAUUGGUAAGAAUAAUGUGGCAAAGGAACAAUUUGAUAUCUCACCUGGACUAACUGUCAUACAAGUGGCAACACCACCACCAGAAGAUGAAAUGACCACACUUAACCACUCCCGGAAAAAGUGGAACAGUGGUGAGCACUCUCCUAAAGCUAUGAAAGGGUUCAAAAAACUUCUCUUUUUUGGUAGGAAAAACUUCUCCUAAAGCGAUGUUGAUACUUGCUUGAUGCUCAUGUUUACACACCGCUUCAUUAUUCCCCCAGCUUCAAGAAAUGGAGGAAGAGCAAAAGUCACCUCUGAAAUUGAUGGAUUGUCAAGCCAAUGCAUAUCUUUUGGCUGCCACGGACAAUAAGGCAUUGAGUGUUGCUGCCAUUGAGUUUUCGUAGUUAGUGAGCUUGCAAGCAUUUUUUGUUGAGUAUGUUGAAUUCCGAAUGGAUAUCCCCUGAGAAUCUAUUUGUAUUAUAUGUUAAAUCAUGUAAUUCUUAUCUUUGUUUCUGUGAAACCCCUGUAAUGUCCAUUAUGUACAGUAGAAACUUCAUUCUUCCUUUGUGUAUUAUUUGGUUCUGUGCAGCUAUUUUGAAACAAUUUUUUACCUCC